CUUCCAGAAUAUGAUCAUUGAAGGAGCUGGGCUGCUGCUUACACUGGUAAUCCCUAUAGCCCCUUCAGUAAAAGGCUUGUGAAACGAUCUGUAUCAGGGUUAGGAGAGGGGAGGCAGUAUUGGUGUGUCAGUGCUCAGGGGCACAAGCAGCUGUAUUAGCCACACUGCACACACCGUUAUCUGCUGCCACUGCUGCUCACAAGCUGCUCACACACACUAAUGGCUGAGGGAUCCUCCGUGUCUGCUGACAGAUAGAACAAGGCACACAGCAGAUCCUCCUGUCUAGAAGGCGCAUCUCCUGGUAAUACACCACCAUGGUCUCAUGGAUUAUCUCCAGGCUUGUAGUGCUUAUCUUUGGCACUCUUUAUCCUGCAUAUUAUUCCUACAAGGCUGUGAGGUCCAAGGAUAUCAAAGAAUACGUAAAAUGGAUGAUGUAUUGGAUCAUAUUCGCACUUUUUAUGACAGUCGAAACAUUUACAGAUAUUUUCCUGUGCUGGUUUCCUUUCUAUUAUGAACUUAAAAUAGCUUUUGUUGCUUGGCUGCUAUCUCCAUAUACGAAAGGGUCAAGUCUUCUUUAUCGGAAAUUUGUGCACCCCACAUUGUCUUCAAAGGAAAAAGACAUUGACGAGUGUCUGAUCCAGGCAAAAGAUCGCAGCUAUGAUGCCCUGGUCCAUUUUGGCAAGAGAGGUCUUAAUGUUGCAGCCACCGCUGCAGUUACUGCUGCUGCCAAGGGACAAGGAGCUCUCUCAGAAAGACUAAGAAGCUUUAGCAUGCAGGAUCUCUCCACAAUCCGAGGCGAUACGCCAACUCCGUCACCAGUCACUGUGAGAAGUAAAACAACAAAAGCAAAGCUAUCACGGAGUGUGACACAGCCCGCUGAAGCCUCAGUGUGUACAUGCUGCUCUGCUGGCAAAAUCAUAACAGUGGUAGAGGUUGAAAUGGAUGAAUCUGAAAGAGCUUGUCAGACAACGUAUGAGGUACAGGAACUGGUUUCUGAUGAAGAAGAGGACGCUGGUAUUCUUUUCCUGAAUAAGCCUCACAUCCAUAAAAUGGCUAGGAAGAAGGAUCGGCCUAUUGAGCCUCCUCCCAGAGUCCAUAAACCUCGAUUCAGGAAGAAAAGUAUAACUGCCUCUACCACAGAAACAGCGUGAGUGCAGCCAGCAUCAACUCCACAGAAUGUUUGUUCUCUCUGCCUUAAAAAAAUGCAAUUCACAAACCACACAGCAAGAAUGGUACCAGAGCCCUAAAACUCAAACACGGCUUGUACUGAGCAUCUGCCUCUGCCACACAAUAUGAAAAUCAUUCGAAACUCUGAAGGUUUACAGAUGUCAGUUUGUGCUUUGUAUAGCAGCUAUGGAAAAAUACUAGUUGUAUUAUGAUUACUCUGAACAUUUGCACUGGCUAAAUAGCAGUUUCUCACUACUGAUAUUGAACAGACGCUCCCAUGUACUGACCUGUAACAGUGACCAGCGCACUCAUUGUUAUGGAUUGGUCCACAGACAGGAAGUUGAUCGGCAGCCAUCUUGGAUAUAGGUUCAACAAUCAUACUUAAUUAAACAAUUGAUGUUCUUUGUUAAGCUUUAUCACCUGAAAGGUAGAAGUUAUUCUAAGAUGUUAUAGCUGUGUAAGUGAACAUUUUAUUUUGAUCUUUUUUCUUAUAGCCACUUGUACUUUUUAAUGGAGCUUUGUGAAAUAUGUCCUCUUACAUGUAUACUGCUUCUUGAGCCAUUAUCUUCACUGCCCGAAUGUCAUAUAUCAGUCAUACAUAUCAGACAAAUAAUGCCAUAAAGCAGGAAAUGAUACUUACGACAAAGAAUAGUGGGACCUUAUGGGACAUGCAAGUAGAUGUUUUUCUGAUAUAUAUAUAUAUAUAUAUAUAUAUAUAUAUAUAUAUAUAUAUAUAUAUAUAUAUAUAUAUAUAUAUAUAUAUUUUGUGUGUAAAAUGACUAUGUAACACCUUUAUAUCAAAGGAUAUCUACAAAACAUUAUGUACUUCUGGGGCCCAGGCAUUGAGGUAAAAUAAUGUGGUUCUCAGUAUAUAAAUUAUUUAUGUAAGUCCAUGUGUAUCUGUUUCUUUUGGUGUGUCAUUUUAGACAUUAAAAGGGUAAUGUACUGGACUCUGUCACCACAGUUUGAAGUCUGUGAGUCUAUUGAUUGUCCAUUAAAAUGUCCUUUGUGCCAGCUAUGGGCAUAUUUACCAUGGAUUUGUAUGACAUAUUGCAACUCUAGUUAUACAAAUGACCACAGCGACGUUAGGGGUCUCAUGCGUAGUAAGGUGGGAUAUCCAUUAGUAGGAUGUAUGGCGUUUGUACGCUUCUACAACUGGAGAUGAGCACAAUAAGAUAAAUAAUGUCUAUACUGCACAUGAUUGACACAUUGUACAGUAUUUGCUUAGAAGCCAAUGACAGAAAUUAUUCAAAGGUUUUUAAAAGCUUUUUUGUUUACCAUUGUAAGCAACACAGAUUUCACUAUCACUGUAUAAAAACAACAGCAUCUGCUCUUCACAAUGAGAGACACUAUAAUAAGAGUCCUAGAUUCUCACUCACAAGCCAUAAACACUGUUUGAAUUACUCUAAUACCCAGAAACAGCUUGUGCAGGAGUUCUUUAUAUUACACCUAUUACCUUCAAAAUAUUACACACAUCAAUAUGACACACACCUACCCAUACAUAUAAACCCAUCUCAAGUUUUCUAAUUCUGAGGACUAAUCUUAGGCUGCUAAGAUUUCAUUGUGAAAUUUGCAAAUUAAUGAAAUAAUUAUUUAAAGAGACAUUCAACUCAAUUGAUUUCUAUCCUACAUAUGGAAACAAGUUAACAAUAUAUUAUAAAACUGUUUUGAUUUUGAAACAGGAAAUUGAAAAAAAACCCAACACCCCACUCUAGUGCAAACCCGAUCGCAUAUUCUCAUGUGCACUAACCCGACAUGAAAAUAUGAAUAUUUCCCUUUCCAAUGUUCUUCAAUAUUUAUUCAUAAAUAAAUAUUUCUACAUAUAUCUGAUGGGGGUUUUUUGUACUAUAUAUCUCUUAAUAAUCCUGACGAGCACAAACACCUGCAAUAAACCCCUUAUCGCUUGCGUGCAAACGUUUGCGCUCUACUCGUAAUCUGACCCUAAGUAUUUAAUGUCCUUUUAAGCCCAAAAAAAUGUUGCACAUAAAAUGUAUGCCAAAUGCAUUAAUGCAGGAAGAACACUCUAAACAGAUGUGCAUUUGUAAUGAUACCCACUAUAAAAGCUUAUUAAAGAAAUGGAAAAACCAUUCUUUCCUACUGUCCCCCACUGCUCAGUAACAAGACCGCUAUUUUAAAAUAAGAUACUUUCAAGAUUUGAAGCAUUUUGUUCUAUACUAUAAACUCUGUCCCUAUCCUUUUCAAAUAAUUGCCCACACCAGGGUACCAGUUACCGCAGAAUUUCCUAGUGAAUAAAUCAUUUAUCACCAAAACAAUCGACUAACUGAUUUACUCCAAUAUCCCAAGUUGUCCUCAGCAGGAGAGAUGGAUAAGGGGAAAUUAAGUUUAAUAAUGGCAGCACCUUUAUAGAAACUAAACCUUUACACAUAUCUUUAAUAUUUAAAUGACUAAUAUAACUAAAAAAAACACAUCUAUAUAUUUGCUUUAAAUACAUCAUUAAAUAUAGCAUGUAUUUUCUGUUUUAUAUCCCUUUAAGAUAGACUGCAGAUUCUAUUUGGCGAUUUUUUUUUAUCCUGAAUUCAGCUGAACAAAAUGCAUGACAGGAACAGAUGCUUUGGUGUGAUACAGAAUGAAUUCAUAGUUUGAUAAAGCCAUACAGUGUUAAAUAGAAUUUCUCUAUCAUCUUGAGUUCAGUGUCUGUGAAUAUUCGGUUAUUGCUGUAACAUAUUAAUAGAUUUAUAAUUGCAGUGUACUUCUACUUAAUUGUGCAUAUACUAAUUAUUUAUAUUAUGGAAAAAUAUUUCAGGGCAUCCAUUAUGUUACAAAUGCUGUCACAUACAGUACAUAGAUUUUAUUUUUUGUUCAUACAUAGAAUUAUGUCACAUUAUGUCACACGUAACUUGCAACUGCAUGUUUAAACCUUAAACCAGGAUUACUUUGUCGCUGUUAUAAGAUUAUUAAAGUGAUUCUCUAAAGGUAAA
Bombina bombina (fire-bellied toad) is the source of this 4106-nucleotide messenger RNA. RefSeq names its product receptor accessory protein 1 (gene REEP1). Gene Ontology annotation, molecular function: microtubule binding. Gene Ontology annotation, biological process: endoplasmic reticulum tubular network organization. Bases 315 to 1151 code for a protein of 278 amino acids. The transcript has 9 exons. The record is from RefSeq and is a predicted model, not a curated record. NCBI's taxonomy places the organism in Eukaryota, Metazoa, Chordata, Amphibia, Anura, Bombinatoridae. Gene Ontology annotation, cellular component: endoplasmic reticulum membrane; endoplasmic reticulum tubular network; cytoplasmic microtubule.